This is a messenger RNA of Pleurotus ostreatus (oyster mushroom), 1227 nucleotides long. It is a transcript of the gene SEN2, whose product is annotated as tRNA splicing endonuclease subunit sen2. Gene Ontology annotation, biological process: tRNA-type intron splice site recognition and cleavage; tRNA splicing, via endonucleolytic cleavage and ligation. Bases 1 to 1227 code for a protein of 408 amino acids. The transcript has 5 exons. The record is from RefSeq and is a predicted model, not a curated record. Gene Ontology annotation, cellular component: tRNA-intron endonuclease complex. NCBI's taxonomy places the organism in Eukaryota, Fungi, Basidiomycota, Agaricomycetes, Agaricales, Pleurotaceae. Gene Ontology annotation, molecular function: nucleic acid binding; tRNA-intron lyase activity.
AUGUCCCUCAUCGGACAGAAAAAUAAGAGGGGCGGCUUCAAAGGGGGCGCACGACGAAAUGAAAACAACAGAAUAUACGUCAAUCCCCUUCCCCUUGUGUUCACGGAUCCCCCUCGAAGUCGGACGAAAUCGAUAUUAAGCCUAUUAGGCAUAUCUCUUGCCUCGCUCGAGAACCCCCACUGCGAGGGCAUCCUCGAUGUAGCGACAAAUUCAGUGUGGCUUACGAACACGGCGCACUCUAUGGUACUGUGGCGGAGAGGCUUCUUUGGAAAGGGUAAUUUAUCUCGCAGCGAACCUAGUUGGCUCGCUAGACAAAUAAAUAUCCGUCGCACUGGGGGGAAUCAAAUGACCUCGGAGGAGUUGACUGCUAAACGGCGCGCCGAACGACAGCAGUUCAAGCAAGAUCGGGCCAAAGCGAUUCAAGCUGCCUUCGCCGAGGCUGAGGUCGCUUUUGAGACCGAAGGGCGUGUCGUCAAAGUCGCACUCUCGGGUCCCUCAAUCCCCUCUGCUGCAACAUGGAAACCAAGCGAAUCAGCAAAGCCACCCAGCAUCCCCGAUCAAUCUACUACAUCACAGGAUGCGGAUCAUCCUGUAGAUGAGGAAGAACCCCCGCUCGAAGACAUGGAACAUCUCCAACUAACCUUCGCGGAGGCUUGGUUCCUACUCUGGACGAUGGACUGUCUGACUAUUCUGGAUGCUCAAACGCUCGAACCAAUGAGUAUCCAGCAAAUCUGGUCCACUUUCCAGUCUAUCCACCUCAACCCUAUGCUACUUCUCGAUCCCAAGUCUCAACCAUCCCCGAAAUUGCAACUACACUUUGACAACCCGUUCCUAAUUCAUUACGUGGCGUACCACCACUAUCGCUCACUGGGUUGGGUCGUCAAAGGUGGAAUUAAGUUCUGCGUAGACUACCUGUUGUACAAACGCGGACCCGUGUUCUCUCAUGCAGAAUUCGCCAUCGUCCUUUGCCCAGUAUACGAAGACGAAGACGAUAAAACGACGUCCCCCUUCGAGCUCCAAAAUACUUCGCCAUUCUCAUGGUCAUGGCUGAGUACCAUUAACCGGGUCAAUGCAACGCUACAAAAGACGCUGAUUUUGACGUACAUUACAAUCCCUGCCAAGUCCCGAAUAUCACCAGACGUCUUGUCGUCUCCAGCGUGCCUCUCCUACUAUUCCGUCCGAGAGGUCGUGAUACGACGGUUCAUACCUGCCAGAAUGAGAGACUAA